Enterobius vermicularis (human pinworm) is the source of this 1332-nucleotide messenger RNA. Lineage: Eukaryota; Metazoa; Nematoda; Chromadorea; Rhabditida; Oxyuridae. The record is from the annotation of a GenBank genome assembly.
AUGUUAUACGAACAAGUGAGUAAAAUGACGGAAAUGGCCACCGGACAGCCUUUCGCAUUAUCUCCCGAUCUUUUCCAAACUAUGAUCUACAGUUCCAAUGCAACUUUGCUUCAGGAAGUACAAGUAGGGUUGGAACAAUUGGUGUGCCAGCCAAACGAGUUCGAAACAUGGUCUAGUGCAAUUAGAGAACGUUUAAUAGACAAAUCAAUAACAAGUGACGCGUUGUCUAUCGUAUCUCAAAUGAUCUUGCAAAUGGCGUCAGUUACACCAUCAGUGCAGUAUAAUUUUGCUCGGUUGUGUGCCUUUUUAUCGACUGAAGUUGACGACUUUCGUCAGAAGGCUUUGUUGCCGGUUAUGCACGAUUACCAUGAGAAACAGAGAUGUUCAAUGACUUUGGAGCAACAGCAAAAUCUUCUUUUAUUCUUCGCGGAGGUAUAUGAAAAGUUAGAAACGGUCAACGGGGCUCGUUUUAAUGUACUCGGGACUGCUGUGUUUGAGCAGAUAAAGGCAAUGUUGAACACCAAUGACAUUACAGAGCCUGGCGUUAAAGUCUGUGACUCAUCUAUUAAGGCAGUAGUACAGGUUUUGAAGUUAUGUGGUCGGCAUCUGGAGACUAUGGAGAACGGAGUUUCGAAUGUCGACGAGCUUUUGACAAGACUUAAUGUUUACGCGAAGGCUCAUCGUGGACUUAGCGAGCCUGUGAAGCAACAGAUCAAAGCUCUUACUGCACUUCGAGAAGCAUGUUGGGGAAUGAAGGAGCUGGAUAAAGCUUUUGAAGCAGAUUUGAUAGUUAGCUUUAAUUCAGCUGGUCUUACUACUGUUAUUUUCUAUAAAAGUAUAACUAAACCGCAAUUGCUUCAGCCGAAUACUACGAAUUUGCCGUCUACUAGUUCUUCGGCGCUGAUAUGUGGUCCUGAUGGGUUGCCCUUAAGCGAAGAAGAACGUGCUUUUCUGGAGGAGAACUUUGGUAAACUUGAUAGUGGGCCUGUGGAUGAGAAUGACACUGGUGACGAAUAUGAGGACUUCCUUGCUAACGAUGAUUCUCGACAGUUCGAUGAAGAAAUAAAGAAUGCGGAGAAGGCAAUGGAUGAAUUAAAUAUUGCUGAGGGCUCUGAAUGCAAUAAACCCGACGAAAAAGGCGACACACUUUCUUCUUUAAAGUUCAAGCUUUACAAAAAUCCAUUGUCUCAGCCUAUGGUGAAGCACCAACUAUUUGGAGACGCACGUGGUUCCGCAUGUGGCAAGGAGUUUUGUACAGCCACUGGCAUGAUUGGCGAGUUGAGUGCUGUGGUGGCAGUCCCUCCUAUUGUAGGUUCUUGUACAAUAUGGUAG